GCAUGAGAAUGGUGCACUGCGCCCGCCGGAAGUAGUUGUCGAGGCGGAAGCUUUUCAGUACCAAAUACUGGAAGUACUUCCCCUUCCGGUCUCUUUGGCCUCGGCGGCAGAAGCAAGAUGACGAAAGGAACGUCAUCUUUUGGAAAGCGUCGCAAUAAGACGCACACGUUGUGCCGCCGCUGUGGCUCUAAGGCCUACCACCUUCAGAAGUCGACCUGUGGCAAAUGUGGCUACCCUGCCAAGCGCAAGAGAAAGUAUAACUGGAGUGCCAAGGCUAAGAGACGAAAUACUACCGGGACUGGGCGGAUGAGGCACCUGAAAAUUGUCUAUCGCAGAUUCAGACAUGGAUUCCGUGAAGGAACGACACCAAAACCCAAGAGGGCAGCUGUUGCAACAUCCAGUUCAUCUUGAGGAUUUUGGCCAUCAGUCAUAAAAUAAAUGUUCUGGUUUCAAAAACUGUA
Molecule: messenger RNA, 461 nt
Organism: Nannospalax galili (Upper Galilee mountains blind mole rat)
Lineage: Eukaryota; Metazoa; Chordata; Mammalia; Rodentia; Spalacidae
Gene: Rpl37
Product: ribosomal protein L37
Exons: 4
Coding region: 118-411 (97 amino acids)
Biological process (GO): translation
Cellular component (GO): cytosolic large ribosomal subunit; ribosome
Molecular function (GO): RNA binding; structural constituent of ribosome
Source: RefSeq, a predicted model, not a curated record